Aspergillus thermomutatus is the source of this 846-nucleotide messenger RNA. RefSeq names its product SDR family oxidoreductase. Gene Ontology annotation, biological process: phosphatidic acid biosynthetic process; triglyceride catabolic process. Lineage: Eukaryota; Fungi; Ascomycota; Eurotiomycetes; Eurotiales; Aspergillaceae. Gene Ontology annotation, cellular component: lipid droplet; endoplasmic reticulum. The record is from RefSeq and is a predicted model, not a curated record. Bases 1 to 846 code for a protein of 281 amino acids. The transcript has 2 exons. Gene Ontology annotation, molecular function: acylglycerone-phosphate reductase (NADP+) activity; triacylglycerol lipase activity.
AUGGCAACGCUGCCGAAGAAGACAGUCUUGAUCACGGGCUGCAGCACAGGCGGCAUCGGCUGGGCAAUGGCCAAGAACUUUCACCAGCGAGGGUUCUACGUCUUCGCCACGGCGCGCAAUCCCUCGAAGACCGCCGAUCUCACCGAGCUAAGCGACAUCGAGAUCCUCGAGCUGGACGUGACCGUCCCGAAGACCAUCGCGCAGUGUAAGGACAUAGUCACGAAACGAACGGGCGGGAGCCUCGAUGUCCUAGUGAACAACGCCGGCGUCGAAUUCAACAGCCCACUGCUAGAUACCGACGUUGCCGAGGCGAAGAGGCUGUACGACGUCAACGUCUGGGGCCCUCUUGCUAUGGUCCAGGCGUUUGCUCCCCUGCUUAUCGAGGCCAAGGGAGUUGUCUUCAACCAGAGCUCCAUUGACGGGGCCUUGAACAUGGUGUGGGCGGGCAUUUUCGCCAGUUCCAAGUCCGCCGUGGCGCGCAUGUCGGAAACCCUGCGGGUCGAGCUCGAGCCACUGGGCGUGCGCGUCGUGACGUCCAUGUGCGGGUCCGCCGACACGCCCAUGUUCGGUAAGCCCGGUGGUCCCAUGGGCCUACCCGAGACGUCGUACUACCACGGCGUCCAGGACGCGGCGUGGAAGGAGCGGAUGGACCACCAGCGCCAGGCCAUGAACGUCGAUGUGCUCGCCGAAAAGUUGGUCAAGGACAUCCUCAGCGGGGCUAGGGGCGUCAUCUGGCACGGGGCGUUUGCUCCGUUAGUGCGGUGGGCGAGCUGGUUGAACAUUACGUGGUUGGUGGAUAGGUUGGUCAACUCGGCACGAGGCUUGAGUCAGGUCAAACGGUGCUAG